Molecule: messenger RNA, 2348 nt
Organism: Pocillopora meandrina
Lineage: Eukaryota; Metazoa; Cnidaria; Anthozoa; Scleractinia; Pocilloporidae
Source: the annotation of a GenBank genome assembly
AUGUUCAGCAACGAGAGUACGGACGAGAAACAAUUGCAAGACUUCAGAAGUCGUGAAAUGAGAAGUCGUGUACGAAAUUACAAAAAACAGAUGAAGACGCUGGAAUAUUCACGGCUUCGUUCGCUGGUUCCUUCUACAGCCUGCCGGCCUCGUGUCAGCAAGGUACGAAACUUUUAUGUCAGGCCUAGAUUGCUAGCUUCUAUCACUCAUAUAAAAAAUUUAAAGACCAACUCAAAGUUAAAACUUAUUUUUUUUUAGAUUGAAGUAAUAGAGGAGGCGAUCAAGUACAUCGCGUUUCUCCAAGCUACACUGAGCUCUCGCUUGGAAGAAACCAACGAAAGUAAGUUUGAAACUGAAAAACCGCCGGAAAUCCAUCGCAUUGAAUCGUGCGCACAUUUUAAACUUGAGUGAUUUUUUUCUCUCGCAGACAGUAACAGUCAAGGGGCAGAAGAGCGGACAGACAGCGAAAGAAAACCGAAAAUUCUCAGGCAAAAAAGACAGCGUUUCGCUUCAUAUAUGAUUAAAACCCAAAAACACACCGUACCAGCGCGACGAAAAUUUUCAAGUAAGUCUGCAGAAAUCUGUGUUUUUCUUUCCGUUGUUUGAGAAGUUGAAACCUGGGGACUUUGCGCGUGCUUACAGCGCGUUUGGGCCGAGGAUUUGCGCAUUCGAAACUAAAAUUUCGAGGAUAAAAAUUGGGUGAUUCGUUUUCUUCAUCCGGUAGUUGGGUUGGAAAAUGCAGCUGCACAUAAAAACAACAUAUGUCCCUUUGAGGCUCACAGCACCUGGCAUUUGCUACAAAAUAAAGUUCCCUUGCGUUUUAAAUAAAUCGCUCCAAAUUCUACCAAAAAGAUCCUAGCUUAAAAGCUAGCUCAAAAUCUACGCUUUGAAAAAUGUUUCGUCAGUUUCCUUGAAUUUCAAGGUAAAUUUAGACAAGUUCACUGCCGUCUCUAAGUAACCAAUUCUGGCUAAGGACGUAUUCCAACCCUCGAACAUGGAAAUAAAUAUUCCAAUAUUAUAUUAUAACCUUUCAACUUAUUAAAAUAAAAUCUACAAUUUACAUAUCACUUCGAAAGGAAAUUACGGCCUGUCUAGUGAAUUUUCUCCAACGCAGCUACGGGGUUGAAAUAAAAAUUCCCAACCCGCACGUGAGGGAUUUUUUAAGGGGGUAUCAACUUUGCCAAUGAAAAGAAAUGAAGAAUAAUGCAAUUAAGAUUCAGCAGCACCCUGGGAAAAUUUAGAGAGUACAAAAUAUUAAUACGCUCAUUUAUUACACAUUAUCUUGUCUGAAGAGUAAACAAUUUCUUGCUAUUAAAAAUGCGACAUUAGAAAGCUUUUAUCUAUUUUAAAAAUGUCUCUUUCUUUUAAUUUUUUUCAGGACAAAAGACAACAGAAAGCGAACAGCCAAGAUAGAAGAGCCAUUGUGUGUAACAACGGUGGAAAAUCGACUACGCAAGAAUAAAACUGGAAGUUAUAUAAUAAAAGCUGCUCGCUUGAGAUGGAACAUUUUUUCCCAGCGCUGUGCAGCUCACUUCAGUGCUGAUGUACUGAUUGGUUUUGAAUUUAAUUGUAGCAUUUGCGUAGCUAAACCUCAAAUUUAAAUACAUCGUGCGAAGAUGCAGGGCCGAAAUUCACUGUUAUGGAAGUAAGCGCCGAAAAGUACAAAACACUUUAGGGAAAAAACUGUUGAAGUUUUUUAAAACGAAAACCAGGAAAAAAAGAUUUUUAGUAUCCCUAAAUCUAAUAACUUCCUAAGACUUCCUUUUCAGAAGAGCUCUGAAAGAACCUUCAGCAAAUUUUUCUUUCUAUUAGUUUUCUACGUAAAUGCAAAUGAAAGGAAACUGAAACAGACCGUCACGUGGUGAAAUUUUUUUUCGUGUGUGUCACGACGGUGCGUGUGAAUGCGUCAAAAGUUUUGCUAAAAGCUGACACCGACAAUCAUUUCACAUAAGCUUGCUGUUUUUAGUUUUGAUUACCGUCUCAAGAACUUAUCAAUGAUCACUUCUGGUCCAUCUUCAACAAGCUGAAAAAAAAAAUUCAAACUUCUGUUCCGCAACUAGCUCAAGUGGGUUACAAUUUUGCUUUCCGAAAGGAAGUCUUAAGAACGGCCAAUGCACGCUGAAACAUUAAAACACAUCAUUCAUUAGCUGGAAAAUUCUCCUGUUAUAAUUUUAUUUAAGAAGGAAGAGGGAGGGAAAAUAACAAAGACGAAACAUUCGAGAUGGUUGUUCAGUCAGUUUUUCCCCUUUUCCUUUUAAAACAAACGGAACUCGAAACACUGCAGCGGAACUAAUGUAUUUAUAGCUAUCUAAGGCAAAGACAUAAUAAAAUCUUUGAGGCAUAACGAA